AUGGAGCAGUACCUGCUGCAGCUACCAAAGCGGCUGGCGCACGAGGUACGCGCCGGCAUUGCCCAUGGCGAGUCGGCACAGGUCGAUAUGGUAUCAGGAGCGGACAACAAGCACUUUACACUGCACGUGAACGGCAAAGAGUAUCCGGCCAAGAUCGCGCAAUUGCCGUGUAUUGUCGAGACGCACAAGACGUACGACGACAAUUUCUUCUACAAGAGCGGCGAGAUCGGACAGAUCUUUGUCGUGACGGAAAAAGAAGAGGAAAAGAAGCUACUGGAGACACAAGAGGAGGUCCAAAGCGGCCUCACACCGCCAAACACAAAUGUGAUCAAACGCAAAUACGAGAAAACCAAGAAGACCACUCCGUUUCCCAAAGCUGACGUUGCUCGCGUGGAAGAAGAUUUGGUAAAGAUCAUUGCAGGUGGAGCUGUCGAAGAUGUCCACGAGGAGCUAGUUGACUUUUAUGACUGGAUGGCUGACGACGAGCAUCCGAAUGGAAUCACUAUCACGGACGAGAUGGCGCUUAUUCGCGAGCAUCCGGAGUACCUUACUCUGUCGGAAGAACCGCCAAUGAAGCAGAUGAGAGCGAUGCCAUUGAUGGAAGAGAACGCCGCGGUACCUAGCACGGCCAACACGUCGGUCAUGAACACGCCACUUGCAACGGAUGCAGGAUCUGGGACCGAGUCCCAGACGGAUGGACGGCUUAGCGUGCAGCGUUCUCCGUCCUUCGCGCCAACACCAAGUCCCAAGCUUUCGCCCAUGCAGCUGUAUCCAUCAUCCAGGUAUGACCAAGACGAAGAUAAGGAGGUGGACAUGCUGGAGGAGGAUAUUCUCAAUGAUUUGGACACCAAACCGGCUUUGCCGCCUCAAGAGAAGGCAUACUUGACGGACGCAGAUUACCUCAAGCUAUUGCCCAUGCGCGAGCGCUUACAGAAGUCGGUGCGAGAUCUAGACCGCGACAUGAGUGGGUUCACCGCCAAGGUCGACGCAAACUCGAACAUUGUCGUCAAGAAUCGGUUCAAGCAAAUGCUCGAAGCUGCGAGCAAGCAGCGUGCUGACAUCGUCUUGGAGCUGGACAAGGUCAAUGCGAAAAUCGCUGCGCUCGAGUCGAGUUGA
This is a messenger RNA of Hyaloperonospora brassicae, 1116 nucleotides long. NCBI's taxonomy places the organism in Eukaryota, Oomycota, Peronosporomycetes, Peronosporales, Peronosporaceae. The record is from the annotation of a GenBank genome assembly.